CUGCAGAGCUGCGGGGCCGGGCAGCGGAGUAACGAGCGUAUAGUGGCGGGGCCGGGGCGCGGCGGCACCGGCGGCACCACAGCCCAGCCCCGGCAGCGGCCGCAGCACCGCCUGCCCGCCCGCCCGCCGCCGCAUGCCCGGGCGGGCGCCGCCGUCGCCGUCCAUGCGGGGCGGCGGGGCCGAGGCGGCGGCAUGAGCCAGAGCGAGGUGUCGCCGUGCGCGGCGCCGCCGCCGCCCCCCAGCCAGCGGGUGUUCCAGGAGGCGGUGCGGCGCGGCAACACCAAGGAGCUGCAGUCGCUGCUGCAGAACAUGACGAACUGCGAGUUCAACGUCAACUCCUUCGGGCCCGAGGGGCAGACGGCGCUGCACCAGUCCGUCAUCGACGGUAACCUCGAGCUCGUCAAGCUCCUGGUCAAGUUCGGCGCCGACAUCCGCCUGGCCAACCGCGACGGCUGGAGCGCCCUGCACAUCGCCGCUUUCGGGGGCCACCAGGACAUCGUCCUCUACCUGAUCACCAAGGCCAAAUACUCCGCCGGCGCACGGUGAUGCCGGGGCUGCCCCCGAUGCGCUCGCCCGCUGAUGCUGGGACCGCUCGCCCGGUGAUGCCGGGUCUCCCCCACCCUGCGCUCCCCCGGCCAUGCCGGGGACCCUCCCCGCUCCCCCGGCCGCCAGAGCUGCUCCCGCCCCCGCCCGGGGCGGGUUUGGCGAAGAUUUGGGGCCCCACGCAGAACAAGCCACAUUAAGUUUUUUGGUUGUUUGCUGGUUUUUUUUUUUUUUUUUUUUUUUUUUUUUACUCUUCCAAGGGUUGUUUCCUACUGUAACGUGUUUUUUUUUUUUUUUCUCCAUCUACCUCGGCUGCACUCACAGUAUUCACGGUUUCAGUUUGAUAUCUGGGCAGAUGCUUUAACACCCCCAGUCCCGUUCCCUCCCCGCUAAUAUUUAAUCCUCCUCCCCGCCUCCCUUGCUCCCGACCCUCCCAUUUAAAGUGUUCUGGCUCAGAAACUAAUUCAUUUCAAGGCCCCCCAAAAGCCACCCCACAGACCCCCACUGCUGCUGGGGUCCCCUCUCCGGUACCAGCCCCGGACCCGGGCUGGGGCUCCCGGCCGGCCGCGGCCUUCCCGGCGAGGAGGAGCAGGAAAGUCUUCUUCCUCUCCAAGGUUUUCCCAGUGUUUUCCCACAGCUGACUUUUUUUUUUUGUCGAGGCGACUCCGUUGGAAUAUGACAGACGUGGUUUUCUCACCCUGAUUGCUCCUGGGUUUCGUUGAUUUUGCGUUGGGUUUUCUGCUUUGGUUCUUCCUUGGGUGUCCGAAGAAAGUCUGCAUCCUCACCCGCUCCACGAAUCUGUUUAGCACACGUGAGAUCCCAGGAAAAGACAUUGAGUCCUUGUGGUUUUGUGUGUAAAGGGGGAUUAGCAAAUCCUGGACUUUUUUUUUUCUCUAAAAAAAAAAAAAAGUGAAAUAAACUCUAGAGGCAGAGGAUUUGCUUUUGCACAGAAAAGGGGCGCGAGCGCUCUCUGCUGCCUACAGAGAUGCUGGAAAACUACUGAAAAGAGUUUGGGAACUUUUUUUCUUUUGGUGAAACUUGGAUAACACUUCUCAAUGCAGAACGAUUCACUUGACGUACGUACACUCACCUGCCUUUUAUAGGAGAUAUAUAUCCCACCGUAUAUAUCUUUAUAAAGGAAAGGGAAGAAGCAGAGCAAGUCACCCGAAGGCGCAUUUUGAAGUGACUGCACGUAUAAUCGCAAAUGCUGCUUUUUUAUUGCUAUGGCACAAGAACAUCCAUUUGGAAAAUGCGGAAAAGUUCAGAAGUCUCCUUUCUCCUGCUGGUCUUUCAGCCCUCUUCUCCUCGUCUGCACUAAAGCCAUCCGUAUCACUGCCAUCUCCCUGCUUUUUCCUCUCUUGCUCCCUGCAUCCAAACCAUUCUGAUUAAAAAAGAGAAAAGAAAAUAGUUACCUGCUGGUUUAUUGGGGUUGUGUCUUACCUAUUUAUCAUGUCUGUAUAUAUUUGUGGGUGAAGAUUGUGAGCCUGGUUUUGUUUGAAGCUGAUGGUGAGUGUUUCAAAAAUAUGGUUUGGGAUACAUGCUUUUUUGUUGUUGUUGUUCAUUUUUUCUUUUCCUAGUCUUAAAACUAAAAAAAACCCAACAACCUAGAGUCUGCCCUGAUUAUUUCCCAUUGCACUGAAUAUUCUGCUUUGUCUCUGAUAAUUUCCCCUGCAGUUUGCGUUUUGUUAGGUUUUUCAUUUGUUUUUGUUCUUUCUCCACUUCAACAAUUUGGGAUGAUUUUAAAAGCUCCAGAUUUAAAGAAGAAAAAAAGCCCUGUCAAAAGUGUCUACUGUUAUUGCUGUAAUUUGCAAGGAACUGCUUGGCCGAAGUCUUUCUGUGAGCAUGGAAGGGGGUGUCCAGCACUUCCACUGGUGCUUCUGUGCGAUAGUUACGGGGUGGAAACAGGACCUUUCCUAGUGAGGUUUUAUCGUUGUUACCAGAUGGUUGCACAUUUUUUUUUUUUACGUAAAUGGAUUUGCCACAAUGAAAUGUCAUAACAUUUAUGACAUGAUAUUAAAAAGUGUAUUGUAAAGCCAAGUUCUAGAUGGAUUUUUUAAAAGAAAUCUUGGUUAUAAACCCAGUCUAAAGGGAGCUCUGUCCAGUGUUGUAAAGACAACAUGAUGUAACCCAUAUUUAUAUUUUUAUAAAAUACCUAUUAAGACUGUGAAUCUCCUGUGUGAAUUGCUGGGUGAGUUGUUUAAGAAAAGUAUUGUUCCUUUUCAGCCUCCUGGAGCUUUAGACACGCUGAGAUUUUUGGGAAACUGUACGUCGGGGAAGGGGGUUUGCUUUGAAAUUGUGAGUUGAUGUAUUUUUACAUCCCUUUGUAUUUUACUGAAAAGCUGCUGCCCUUCCUAGUCCCUAGAGUUUCAAUUUUCUAUGCAACCCCCACACCCCCCGUCUCUCUUGAUCCUGAGAAGUAAAAGGGAUGCAGAUUGAUUCAAAUUGAAAUGAGGGUCCCCCCACCCCCCUUGUUGGCUCAUCGUGCUGCUGACCCUUCACGCCAAAACGGGGAGUACAAGGAAAAAGAAAGAGGCAGGUGGGGGAGGCUGUUUUGUGCAUGACUGGUUGCCUUCCAGCAGUCAUCUUUUUAAUUAUUAUUGUUAUUUUUGUAAGAAGAAUAUAUUGAUAAUGUCAGUGAAAUAAGCAGACAUUGAAGCUGAAUGCACAGAUUGCUCCAGAAAGGAGUUUUUCUGUAGAUUUUUCUUUAGAUGCAAAUACCUUUUUUAAUUAUGUUAAUUAAUGUUAAGAAUUUUUAGGCUUAUAUUGAAGCUGUAUGUGGGUCACUAUAUGAUCAUUUCUAACUGGAUAAAGUCUGUACAGUACAGCAUAUUCCUGAGUGUAUGAUAUAGAUGUGUAGCCCCAGAGUACAAAAUUUAUAAAUAAAUUUUUCAUUGAUCUUUUUAUAAAAAAAA
Haemorhous mexicanus (house finch) is the source of this 3455-nucleotide messenger RNA. It is a transcript of the gene NRARP, whose product is annotated as NOTCH regulated ankyrin repeat protein. The record is from RefSeq and is a predicted model, not a curated record. NCBI's taxonomy places the organism in Eukaryota, Metazoa, Chordata, Aves, Passeriformes, Fringillidae. The coding region runs from base 193 to 546 and encodes 117 amino acids. The transcript has a single exon. Gene Ontology annotation, molecular function: protein binding; phosphatase regulator activity; enzyme inhibitor activity. Gene Ontology annotation, cellular component: cytoplasm.